GUUCCCGGUCCAGUUCCAUCAGAACCAACAAAGGUGAAUAAAGAUGUUAUUUACGGCUCAGUUAUUGGGGUCCUUGGCCUGAUUCUCGCUGUCAUUGCCGUUUUCCUUGCCUAGAAACACCGCAGGCGUAAGUAGACUUAAUUACUUUACUCAGUUGUUUAAUAUUCUGAUACGAGAAGCUAGUUACUGAGAUGUAUGAAUUCUGGACGGUCGAUAAAGAGACAUUCGAUUGAAGAAAAUAAAGGAAACUAAGAAAGGAAAAGGACAGAAAAACAGCAAUGGAUCGGACAACUUGCAACAGUGUAAAUGUUUCUGAAAAUCUUUCAGUUCAUGACAUCAAUCACCAAUUUUUAUUCGAUGUUAUUAUUACUACCUAAAAGUGCUCACAAGUGAAGGAACUUCAAUUGCGUCAAUUAUUGAUGAGGAUAAAUAUAUGUUGCAGUUGUUUUCUCUUUAUCUGAUAUCAUUUCUUAAUUUUUUUCCACACUUCUUAGGUGAAAGAGAUGAUCGACUUAAUGCAGGUACUAGGAGGUCACCUACUCUUAAAAUUAACGAGGGAUUUGAACUGGAAAGCAUCAAUGGAAACCUUAGCACCGUCGCGCAUCAUGGCCCAGGACAUUACAUGGACGUGAAUGAAGUUAGAUCACUGAAUGGACCUGCCACAGACCCAACAGGAAGCUAUUUAGAAGAAAACGAAUAUGCUCCCCUGCAUCCAGGAACCCGCUCGUGGGAAGUGGAAAGAGAAAACGUUACAAUUGAAAAGGUGAUCGGAAAAGGUGCCUUUGGUCAAGUCGCUCAAGGAAAAGCUUCAAACCUACGAGGAAGAGAGGAGACAAUAACAGUUGCCAUAAAAUUGCUGAAAGGUAACGCCAGAGAUUUAGAGAGGAAAGAUUUGCUGUCAGAGCUUGAAAUCAUGAAGAAACUCAAGCCCCAUCCUCACGUCAUCAAAUUGCUGGGAUGCGUCACUAAAUCAGGUGAAGGAAAUAAAAUUUUGAAACUUGUCAGUUUAUGUCUGCUCGUAUCACCCAGACAACUAAAGUAUGAAACAUAGUUAGGAUUCGAUGCUCAAACUUACUUAAACUGACAUAGUUUAUGAUUUAUUGCUCUCUCGCUGCACCUAAUUCCGUCAUUGUUGAUGCCACAGCAUUGACGAAGGGCGUUUGUACCAUGUGAACCAAGUAAAUAAUGAGUUUUCGCUACGAGCUCCCUUCAACUUGCAUGAUUUUAGUGUAUU
Molecule: messenger RNA, 1234 nt
Organism: Stylophora pistillata
Lineage: Eukaryota; Metazoa; Cnidaria; Anthozoa; Scleractinia; Pocilloporidae
Product: fibroblast growth factor receptor-like
Source: RefSeq, a predicted model, not a curated record